UUUCAAAAAAAUAUAUAAAACCCAAUAUAUAGCUAUUUAAACCAAAUUAAACAAAAAAAAAAGAAUAAUCAAGCGUAGAAGCAUACACAACAAGGUAACGAGAGAAAAAGCAAAAACAAAGAGCUCUAAGCCGCCUUUAAUUAGUUAUUUUUAUAAAAUUGAACGAAAAAACAUACAACUAAAUUGAAAAACAAAAACAAAAACUCAAUCUCAUAAAUUUAUAUAUAAAAUAUUUAAAGCGUGGCAACUAACAAAUGUAGCAAAAAGAAAAAUGAGUUCUACUAGACUCGAGAAUUUGUGUAUAAACUUUAGGUUUUUUUAUUUUUACACUACAAGUGACGAAAUAUGAAAUUGAUUUACGGCAAAAGCAAAGGAAAUUGUACGCAUAAGUAAUUAGCAAAAGAAUGAAAAAAAAUAAAACAUGAAAACCAAUGCAGAAACACAGUUAAAUUAAAAUAGUUAAGAAUUGACAAAAAUUGCAAAACAAAAAGAAAAAACCAGCAAAAGGACGAAAAGAAUCGCUUCUGCACUAACAAGCAAAUAUUUCUAAAGCCAAGCUAAACCAUUAUAAGCUUAAAUCGAGCAGUGGGCGUGGCACUUUAACUAGUUUCGUAGCAACUUUCGGCAGGCAUUCCAAAUGCUUUCGGCCAACUUCUGGUAUUAAUUUAACCAAGGCAAACUGGUGUCCUGCAUUUUUAGCAGUUCAAGCUGAAGAUUGAGGAAGUUUGAAGAUUGAAAAAAAAACCCGGCAGAAGCACACACAUGAGGCACCCAGGGCAAAAUAGGGAGACAGGAGAAAUGGGCGUUUAAGGCAAGAUUAAACAGAAACCAAGAAGAAAUUGUAAACAGCAAAUAAUAAAAUCAAAAAGUAAAACUCCAAGGCGUUUCAAUGUGGGCCCCAUCCCCAGGAGCACUUGGUCACAUUCGAGGCAUGCAACACACACACACUUCCAUCCAUAGCAAUUCCCAUUUACCCAUCACCCUCAUCAAAUCGCAUUCAACACACCUAAAACAUUCAUCUUUUGGUGAUGGCAGCAUUAAGUUCCAUUUGCAUUGCUUAGCAUAAGAGGUUAUGGAUUUGGCUUUAAGGCUUGUGCGCAGGCAAAACGUCAUAAAUCUUCAGAACAAUGGAGCGACGUGGGCGCAUUCCGGUGGCCAAGUUCCGCACCCAGGAGGCCAAGACACGCAGUCGGAGUCGCGUGAGGGAGCCGGACUACAACGAGCAGGACCCAGAGCACGAUAUGUUCACUUUGCUGGAGGAUAACAUUGCCCUUCGGGAGGAGAACAAGGCACUUAAGCUGGAGAUCGAGACGCAUAAAACCACGCAGGAGGAGCAGCAGGCUCAGCAUGAGAAGAUGUGCGCUGCACUGGAAUCACUGCAGCAGCAGCAGACCAACUUCGAGACCCAAAUCAAGGAGCUGAGCUCCAAGUUCAACAAGGCUCUCAACGAACGAAACGCUUUAGACAAGUUGCACAAAAUGAAGGUCGAUCAAAUUCACAAUCUCACCAGCGAGCUGGAGCAUAUUCGCGAGAAGCAGCAGGAUCAGGCACCUCCAGUAGCUCCACGUCCGGUGCUCGGUUCCGUGGACCUCAAGCGAAAGCUCCUUAAGAUCCUGCAGACGGGCAGCGCCGACAGUGCUGACAGUAUUGGAGCUCAGGAGCUGGACAGUCUGGUUGAUGUCAAUUCGGAAGGGGUGCCCAUCACCAGCGGCCUGGUGGAGCGACUGGCCGAUGAGUUUUUGACUCUCAAAAAUUCCACCAAUUCUGUGGAGCUGCAAUUGUACGAGGCCAACGAAAAGAUGGCCGAGCUAUUGGAGCAGCAACACGCAAUGGAGGAGGAAAACGAAGCGCUGCGUACGGAAAACAGUAACUUGACCAAAGUGGCCAAGUUGCUGACCGAAAACAUGAAAGAGAGCGUGGAAACUAGCCAAAAAAUGGAAGCUGCUCUCAUCAAGUUGAAGCAGCGCAAUGAUGAGCUCACUGCGAAGACUCGAGAUCUGACCGAUGGCCAGCCAGGAUCCAGGACCAGCACGUCGUCCAGCGUGCUAAACGAGCAGGUGGAGUUCGAGCAGAUCCAGGACCAGGUGCAGCAGCAGGCCAGAGAGCACAACGAGCGCAUUGUGGAAAUGCAAAAUCUAAUGGAUGCGGCUAUAGCCAAAACUACUAACGAUGAACUAAAAAAAUUACAACUUAAGUUGGAGAUACUCGAGGAGCAGCUGCGCGAGGCAGUCACGCGUGCUGAUCGUGCCGAGGAGCAACUGGCGCACUAUCAGCAGUCUGAGCAAAAGUCGCUGGGGGCCGCUCCGCCACCGCCACCUCCUCCACCGCCACCACCUCCUCCAAUGGCAGGAAAGCUCUUUCCUCUCGGGUGCUUGGUGGCGGCUGGCGGUGGCAGCCUGAGUGACCAUAUUGCCGGACAUAGCUUGCGCAAGAACAGCGGCGACAAGAUCAUCGAAAAUGUGAAGCAUCAGGUACAGGCCGAGGCUGCAACAGGUCUUGACGCUCUGAUGCGUGAGUUUAAGUCGGGAGGCGUGACCCUGCGAAGGCGCAAUCGCCGCAAGACGGGCACCAGCGAGGCCCUCAAGGAGAUGUUCCAAGUACUAGAGAUAAGUCAGAAGCAGAAUCGCAACUCCAAGAUAUGCGUGGACCUGCACUCAUCCCGUGGAGUUGAUGUUUAAUCCUGCUCCUGACACCUUUCUCACCCACUCUCUUACACCUUGGUCUCAAAUCUCAGGACCCUGCUGUCCCUGAACAACGAACAUUCCGUGCAUUUUCAAACCGUAUUAUUGUGUGCCUUUCCGAGGAGGAAACUGAAGCCAUUUUAAAAUUUACUAAACCUAAGCCCCAACUUCAGGAUGGAUUUUCUUUAUACAAAUCUUAUAUCUUUUAUAUUAUCUACUUGACAAUAUUUAUUUAUAACAAACUUUUAACCGACCUGGUUAAUGUGUUCAUUUUGGCAGCUUUCGCGUUUUACUAACCCAAAACCCAAACAAAAAUAUAUUGA
Molecule: messenger RNA, 3004 nt
Organism: Drosophila santomea
Lineage: Eukaryota; Metazoa; Arthropoda; Insecta; Diptera; Drosophilidae
Product: shootin-1
Exons: 8
Coding region: 1128-2678 (516 amino acids)
Source: RefSeq, a predicted model, not a curated record